Messenger RNA from Aplysia californica (California sea hare), 7702 nucleotides. RefSeq lists its product as uncharacterized. The transcript is spliced from 16 exons. Bases 692 to 3706 code for a protein of 1004 amino acids. NCBI's taxonomy places the organism in Eukaryota, Metazoa, Mollusca, Gastropoda, Aplysiida, Aplysiidae. The record is from RefSeq and is a predicted model, not a curated record.
CUGGAUAACUUUAUGUACGCCUAGGCUACGUACUUGAUCGAUGACACACAUUAAGUCAUGCAAAUCUACUACUUCUAAUCCAAUCCAAGUUAUACAGUUGCCACUGUAAACAACAUGGCGCAUUGCGGAAUGUACAUUGUUCAGUUCAACGACUCAUGGUAGUGAGAGACAUUGCAUCUGACGGAGUGCGUCUCUGUAGUUUAUCGGGGCACCUUGCUGAAUAAUGAUUGCCUCCAUAGAUAGAUCCAAAGUGGGCAUUGAAUACAUCAUCUUUUGUAACCAAAGUGGUUAAAUAUGAUUUGAUUGCUCAGGGUGCACACUUUUCCUGCUUGACACUUGACGUAGUCAACUCUGAUUCAGGCAGGCUCAGUCUCAGUAAUUUGAUGAAAAGGAAAAAAGGCCUGAUUUAUUAAUUGAAAAAAAAACCCUCCAACAAACAAAACCGGUCAUCACUGGGAAAAACAGCUACAACAAAGCGAAGUAGAUCUAGAUCUAGAUCUGUUGGCUUUCGCCGGCAGGUCAUUGACUGGUUAAGACUUUUCAGUUCUAGCACAUCAUCUAGAUCUAGAUCUAGAAGAAUCUAGUUAUAGGAAAUUUGUAGAAAAACUAAAAGAAAAAAAUCAAUAUAGGCCCUGUACGUAAUCUGGACUUUGUUUCUGGAAAAGCAAGAGAGGGAAAUCAAACUCAUGAAAUGGAAGAUGAUAUUUUGAUCAGGACUGAUGGGAAUUGGUCUCGCCCUGUCGUGUCGUCCAUGGCAAGACUGAACCAGAUACAGCCCAGCAUUUACAACAUUGGUCUCCAUGAUGCUGGAAGUCUCAAACCUCCACGAAGUCUUAAAAAUACUCAUCUAAAAACUGAAAGAGACCUUCAAAGUACCGAUGGUUUCGGGGUCAAUGCUACGCACCAACAGGCAGAGUUGACAGAGGGCAAUGGACUCUCAAGUGGUAGACAAAGUUUUAGGGAACUAACCGCGACUCCGCCAGUUUUGUCAACGUCAUACCAGAGAGCCGCAUGGGGUAGCAAUUCAUCUAUUCCUGAACUAAUUGCAAGGCAGGGAAAGGCAUCUCAUUCUAAAAGACCUUCGAGUGCAACUCUUCAGUCAAAAGUUUUGCGAGAUGCCUGUCGGAGAACUCGACCACAGUCUGCUAAAGAGCUGCUAGGGAAAGACGAAAGGAAGAAACCGGUUUUGAAAAUCACUGGACAGAGGAAGACUGUACAAGCAAAUGGAUUUCCACCCCACCAUCCUGGUUAUGUUCCGGCUACUCAUGGAAACCCUUCUGUCCAUAAAAGACAAGGCACAGCAUGGGCUAGUCUACCCCCUGGCCACGUUUCGACUGUAAACGGUGCAAAACCAGGAAAUCCAACGUAUGAAGGUGACCCGCUCCCUCCAAAUGCUCCGUAUUCUUCUCCGGUCCAAAGUGACUCUGAGUAUGAGGAAGAAUUUUCUGGAAGGCCGAGCACACCUCCACUGCGGUACAGACCCCAGUCUCAUCCCAUACACUUGUCUCUACCUACAACUGAUGAUGGUGCUGAUGACUCAGAACUGCUUGACACAGACAGGCUCUUGCAAGAAGCUGAUAAUUUUGUCCAGAGGAAAAAAGAAGAAGAGGAAACUCAAGCAGCGGAUGUUUGCACGACAUGGCCCGAGUCUCUUCAUGAUGUGGACUACGCUGAUUCACCUGACGCCCAGGAAAUUAAUUCCUCUGAAAGAUUCAUCAAAACUACCAUUCAAUCAAAGCUGCAUGAACAAAUGUUGAAAAAGCAAAAUGAUCGGGAAAAAAGAGACAGAGCUAGAAAAGAGCGAAAGAACAGAGAGAGUGCUGAUAGCUUCUUAAGCAGUGACUCAAGCUCUGAGUAUUCUUCGGACGGUGACAUUGAUGUGGAUGUCAGGGAGGUUGGAAUUAAUGAAAGUGAUGCUAGAAUUCCAGCAAAUUGUGUGAAGGAUACAGAUGUUCCAAAUACUUCCACGGAUGACUCAAAGAAGAAGAGCAAUGUCAGUGGACAGAAAGAAUUUCUUCUCCCGGAUGGUGGUGAUACCUCGUUCCUUGCUUUAGAACUUAGUGAAAAUUCCCAGAUCAUAAGGAAGCCACUUGGCCCUAAGUCCCUUGAUAAAGCCAGAGCCAAAGCAAGGGCCAUGGGAGUGAAAUUCCGAGAAGACAGGAACAUAACAGUGGACAUCACUCCACGGAACAUGGGCAGAAAGGUGGUAAAUACAACGUAUCGACCUAAUGCCAAAAAAUCAGCUUCUCUGCCUCAACAAGACAAGCCUUCAAAAGAUCACUCUGACUGUCUCUGCAAUGCUGGUCUUGAAGGCCUAGGUUUGACUGAGGAUGAAAUGAAGGCGUUCAGAAAAGAUAUUGAGCAAGAGUUCUCACAGUCAGGUCUUUCAGUACCGCAAUCCUCACAAAAUCGGUCACAGCUGGUUUCUGUUGUUACCGUCGACUACACUGAUGAUACUGCUGCCGAGGACGAAGAAAAAAAGUCAAAUAAGAAGAAAGGGAAGAAAUCAAUGCAGGAAGUGGAAACUAUGGUGUCCAAACUGAGCCAAGCUGAGCAGCUUGAUGACUUUGGAUUGCCUGUGUCUCAAAUUCUCCAUAAGUCUGCCCCUGAACAAAACUACUACGAACGUUCGAGGUCUGGCUCUAGAAUGCAGUCUCGACCACCUUCAGCACAGCCGGAGAGAAAGAAGGAGAGUGAGGAGGACAGUACUGUCUACAUGACGACUAAGACUGUGGAAUUUGGUCCGGGUGGUCCUCAUGAGACUGUCUCUAAAACUGCUGUGUCGGCGCAUCAUGAGAGGAAGACGAAAGACCCGCAUUCACACAGUGCUCCCAUCUGGCCCAGCUCAAUAAAGAGACAGAAAGAAAAGAUGAAACUGGAAAAAGAAGUCGGCAGAGCAGCUGAGAACGAGCAUGAGGAAGACGGCUGUGAGAAGAAUGGAAGUGAUGGUGUGGAUGUGGAGCAGCUGGAACAACUUCUUCAGGACGCAAAGGUCAUGGCCAAAGAAAGCAUCAAUGAUGUCUCCAAGAAGCGUCCUCCGAGUGGCAAAAGACCAUCAUCAAAGUUGAAGAAGAGAACUGAAGAGACAGGGACUAAAGAGAUGCAAAAGCCAGUACAGUGGACAGCAAAUGCUAAGCCUGCAAGCUCAGCAGAGAUGUCAAGGUCCAAAGAAGCUAUUCAAGCACUACGCAAGGAUCAGGAAGAUAAACGCUAUUCCAUGUACUCCACCAAAGGGCCACGGUACCACUCUCACUCAAAGCCAAGAGCCCAGUCAGCUGGUUCUGUGCGACCUCCUGUGUUCUUGUCCACUCUUCCCUAUGAGGAUGAUGAAGACACUGAAGAAUUUCAGGAGUGUUUGGACAUGAAAACAAAAAUGGCUGCUCUUGGUGUAGACAUUGAUCCAAAAGUUUUAGAGAGGGCCCUGUUUGCUCCCAGUGGAAAGUCACUGCAUUUCAACGUGCCAGGAGAGCUUCCUCAGGACCCAAGUGAUGGGUUGCUGACCCACUACAAGUACUGGUUGUCAGAGGACUACAAACGGGUUCAGCAGAUGAACAGACGCCUUGCCCGAGAUGAUCACAUUAGGUAUCUACAGAAACUUGCAGAGGAAAAGAAGAAGAAACGAUUAGCAGCAAAAGGAAAGAAGGGAGGCAAGAAAAGCAAGAAAAACCAGAACAGAUGUGAAACCCCGUCCAAAAAUGCAAUGUGAAUAUAUAUAUCUAUGCAUUUCAUUCCUAUAUUGUCAAUAAAUCACACAUGUUUUCAUGCCAAAGGUACAUAUGGGCCAUCUGUUUUUUCUCCAUUUUUGCUUGAUAUCAUUUGCUCAAUAGUACCAACCUGUGUACUUUUUUAUGUCUUUCUUAAGAUGUGAAAAUGUUGCUCAUUUAAAAAAGUUUGUAAUCACUUUUGUGAAAGGAAAAGCUUUUUGCUUGCUGUUUAUUGGCAAUAAGGAGAAAACCCACAAACAAACAAACUCAAGUCUUAAGAUAAGAAUGAAAUCAUCAGGUUCAAGGAAGUCUCAAGAAAACUUAAAAUUGGAAACUGAUGUGUUUUCUUCCACAAUUUCUGUACAAUGGCAGCAAAGUCAAUGUUUCAGAAACGAUCAAAGAUCAACAUUGAUGAUACUGCCCAGGUUUCAGAAGUACUGUACCAUUGUUGUUACUGCUUGCUCAUAUUUAUACCUUUUUAUAGUUGUGUAUUGUAUUUGAUUUGAUGAGCGUUUUUUCACUUUAGAAAUUAAUUAAGUGGUGCAGUAUGAAGAUGAUUUGAAUGCAAAUUUGAAUUAUUUAUAUAGAAAAGUAUGUUUUCUAUCACCCGAUAUUGUUUUCUAGCAUUUCUGACUUUCAUGCUUGCUGUUAAGUAUAAAAACUGUUCAUUUAAGUGCUACGCAGACAGUGCAUUUUAUGAAAAAAAAAGAACCCAUAUCUCCAAGUGGAAGGCUGGAGUGCACCACUGGUAAGCCUUGCUUCUUUUCUCUCGGGCUGUUGUCUUGCUAUUCCCAGCACUAAAGAGAAAAAGGGCAGCAUUUGUGGUGAGGUGUUAAUUCUCUUUUCUCAAACUAAAAAACCCCCCUCAUAUUCAUGGUAUUCAUGGUGUUUGAGUCUUUUUUCUUUUAUUCAACAAUUUAUCUUAGGGCUAACCAAACUCUAAAUAUGGACCAUCAAAAUUGUGUUGCCAGGUAAUAUGAUGUCUUGGAUAUAAAAAAAAGUUGAAAACUGUAGUUCAGGUGUAUUGUCAUCAUUAUAAUGUAACAAAAAUUAACUGCUUUAAUCAUGGGUGGUGUUGUAAUCAUGAUAUCAGCUGCUCAUUAUAUUGUCAGAGACCCUGUUUUGCAUUUUCGGGCUAUUAUUAUAUAUUAAUUGCACUUGAUAAAAAGUUAUACUAUUUGCACACAGUUGCCCCAUGUUGCCACUUUUUAAAAUGACUUCUUUUGACACAAAUAGGACUAAUUAGGACAUUGCCCCAUCAUACUAGAUGUGAAUCAGCAAAGCAAAAAUGCUAACAUCUAUAUUUGAAUAUGUGGGAACAAUGUUUUGCUGGUACAUGUGGUACCAUGUUGCAACUUACUGUAAAUGACUUCUUUUGGCACAAAUGUGAUUAAUUAGACCAGUUCCCCAUCAUACUAGGACUUAAAUGUGAAUCAGUAAAGGACAAACACUAACAUCUGUUUUUGAAUAAAAUUUGUGAAAAGUGUGUUGCUGGUACAUGCAGUAUGGGGCAGCGGUAGGCAGACAGAACACAAAACAGAUGAUGUUUGACAGAGGGUUGCGAUACAAAAACUGCUAACCUAAUAUGUUGAACUGCUGAUCCCUCUUAUUGGGGGUAACCUAUGCUGUUCAAAAACACUAACGUAUGCAAUUAUCUUUUAUCUUUUUCAAUAUUGUGUAAAAAUAUUAUAUGGUUGUAAAUUUCGAAGGAGAUAUAAAUGAAUUUAAAAGAAGCAUGAAAACUUCUUCAGAAGUUUCACUAAGGAGAAAAAAAAGACUCCUAAGAAUUUUGUGCGUUAGAUUAUAAUAGUUCAUGUAAUAGGAUUGGUCAGAAGUGCAGUUGACAGUAUGGGUACUUUUAAAAUCUAAUAUAAAAGUAUAAAAGCUUCCAUUAUUUUUGCACAGCAUGUGUUGUGUGAGGGAGUACAUUUUUUAGUCUCAACAUGGACUUAAAGUUAUUUUUGAAUGCGAUUGAAUUUUAAAACUCUGAGUAAACUCUCUUUUGAUAAGAUUGAUGAUAAGAAGAAAUCAGAUGAACUUUGAAUAUAUGCGUGUAGAUAUACUGUAUAUUCAUCUCUAUACUGUAGUUCUGAUUUCGAUUGCCCUAUAUUUAUAGUUCUAUGUUGUAAGCUGUAUAAUAUUCGGUUUAAACAAAAUUUUGUCAUUAUGUAGGCUGAGAUUUAUGAGAUGAAUGAAAAAAAUGGUUAACUUUGUUUCUGCCAUGUUAUCAGAAUGUUCCAAAAGACACUUCAUUUUUGGACUUUUUUCAAAUCUAAGACAUGUAUGUUCAUUAAUGAUUUAGAUUCCUCUACACCCCCUUUGAAAUAAUUUGGAUCAUCUGAAAACCCAGCUGUGAUCCCUGUACCCUGCAGGUUCUUCACUUUGCAUACAAGAGAUGGAGUAAGUAAGAUUCCAAUUAAAAGAAGAUCAAUAAUAUAUUAUGUAUUUUGUUUCAAGUUUCUCAGCAUUUCUCCUAAGGCCCUGCUCACAUCAUUAGGAAAAGUUUCAUCCAUCACAUCUCUGCAAAGUAUAGUGUCACAUGGUGAUGAAGAGAGACGAAUGGGUUAAAAUUGCUUGUUUGUAUACUUGCACCGUUCGAUGAGUGGAAUUUUCCUUUCCUUGUGUGUGCACAAAGCUUUAGAUGAAGCAUCCGACAUAUAGUACAGGUUGACCUUGACAUGCAGGUUCAAAGCGGCCCACACUCAAAGUAAUGUAAAUUUGUGUUUAUCAGGACGCAGAUUAUUUACAGUCAUGAUAAGUGCAUAAUAUUUCAAAAUUUGUGUGUAAGUCAAAGAGGUUAUAAAUACAUGUAGUACAUGACUAAUGGGUUGAUUUAAAGGGGAGUUACUUAAUUUUGAAUUAGUAUUCGCUUUUCUUACAAAAUGAUAUUAUGGGUUUAUCCUUUGUACUUAUUUUUCUUCCAUUUGAAUUUAUAACCAUAUUGGUAUUCUUGAUCUCACUUUCUUCCAAUUAUAUAUUUGUAUUAUGUUGAAUGAGGCCUAAAUGCUGUAUUGUACUUAUAUCGUGGGUCAUUUUGAUUGGGGAUGAUAUAUAGGUACUUGGCCAUCAGAAUCUGCCUAUUCAUUGGUGCCAGUCCCCUUGAUGGUUUACUUAAUUACCAUACUGUUUCUGUUCUAUGUGAUGGUCUGCCACCAGACUAGCCUGACAACUGUUAGGGAUUGGGGUUAGGGUUACACGGGGUGCUCAUUGUGGAUGCGGUCGGGUUGGGUCGGGGGCAAUCGCCCCACUCGUCCCCUGAAAACAAACGCGUUUGUUUUUGAGGCGAUGAGUCGGGUGCGAUCGGCUUGUGCCACGAUACCCGCUCUGCGGCCUCAAUCUGGUUGGCACCCUGCCAUGAACAGACCCCCCAAUGGGCACCCCGUAUUAGAGUUAAGGUUGUGGUUAUUGUUAAUUGUUAAUGUUAGGGUCCUUAUUGCUGAUUUUUAUCCAGCUGGCACAACACAAAUUGACUGUAGUCAAUCAAGCAAGACUCACAGUAGAUUGGAAAAUUGCCGUAGACCGUCAAGUGGAGUGAUAUCACCUAUUCUUUGUUCAGUAGGCCGACAAACUUUCUUCAGAUGAAACAAAUUUUUUUCACUGUCCUAUGUUGACCCUAGGACCCUGCUCUAACCCUGUCGUAUGUUGACCCAGGGUCACUUAUAACAUCCAUGAUGUAAUCUGUCUCAAUUAUUCCAGGUGUUUGGAAGACUCCGGUGGGUUCUUUAUCAAUCACAUAUAAUGCUACUUGGCGUGUGUAUAGUGUGCCAUCUGCUUUCUGCUUUCAUGACAAAGGUUCCCAUGAUUUUUUGUUGAGCUUUGUUGAUUUUGUUGUUGAUUAACCUCAUGGUUAUGCAAUAUGCAUGCGUUUAAUUUUACUUCUGCUGUUACAGUAUAUUAUUUUCCAUGAUUUGUGAGUAGAUUGCUGGACAAACCUUUUCGUUUACUUUGAUGAGGGAUUGAUGACUGUAAAUAGAAUUGGUCGCUUUUAAGCACAAGGG